Molecule: messenger RNA, 1245 nt
Organism: Penicillium coprophilum
Lineage: Eukaryota; Fungi; Ascomycota; Eurotiomycetes; Eurotiales; Aspergillaceae
Product: putative GTP cyclohydrolase II
Exons: 5
Coding region: 1-1245 (414 amino acids)
Biological process (GO): riboflavin biosynthetic process
Molecular function (GO): GTP cyclohydrolase II activity
Source: RefSeq, a predicted model, not a curated record
AUGUUGAAAACCGAACCCAUCCCCGCCGCGUUGCCCGUUGGUCCCGUACCAACGGAGCCAUCUCCAACAACUCCUAUUGACCCCAACCCCAGGUUCAGCAAUCAUAUUAUCUUAACUACUUACCCAGGCCAGAGCGGUAUUGAGCCCGUCCCCCUGGAGUGGGGCGCUCCCGACGCCAAAUCCCGGGGUCCGGUAGUUGUUUCACGCAGUGGGAACCUUGUUAAGCGCCGCAACGCCAUCGGUGCCCACGGUGGCAGUUACAGCAUCUAUAAUGCCCUUGCCAUUGCCGCUGGUGAUUUGGAUGCGGAUUUCCGACCGGACUUCCAGCUAGAGGCUGGCUGGGAUAUUCGCCCGACUAUGGCAGUCACUCGAGCUAACAUGAAACUCGCCGAGAUUGCUGAUGAUGUGAAGAAUGGCCUGCUCGAGGUGGACGGGUCUAUCCUUGUUGAUUCAUCUGGCGAGGUUCGUGUCACCAAGGUCGCAGCUGAACCCGUUUGGUAUCUUCCUGGUGUAGCAGAACGAUUUGGGGUUGACGAAGGCACCCUUCGUCGGACUUUGUUCGAGCAUACCGGUGGGAGCUACCCCGAGCUUAUCACUCGACCUGAUCUGAAAACCUUCUUGCCACCUAUCGGAGGUCUUACGGUGUACAUCUUCGGUCCCCCGGAACGCAUCUCGGACGAGAAUGUUAAGCUCGCUCUGCGCGUUCACGAUGAGUGCAAUGGUAGUGAUGUCUUCCAGUCAGAUAUCUGUACCUGCCGACCGUACUUGGCGUUCGGUAUUCGCGAAGCCAUUCGCGAGGCACAGAACGGCGGCAGUGGUGUGGUCAUCUAUUUCCGCAAGGAAGGUCGAGCCCUCGGAGAAGUGAUUAAGUAUCUAGUUUACAAUGCCCGCAAGCGUGGAGGCGACACCGCCGAUAAGUACUUCACUCGGACAGAGAAUAUUGCCGGCGUCCGCGAUAUGCGAUUCCAAGCUCUUAUGCCCGACAUUCUGCACUGGCUCGGCAUCACCAAAAUCGAUCGCAUGCUGUCAAUGUCGAACAUGAAACACGAUGCCAUUGUGGACUCUGGCAUCAAGAUUGUCGAGCGUAUCCCUAUCCCCGACGAGAUGAUUCCUAGCGAUUCAAGAGUCGAGAUCGAUGCUAAGAUUCAAUCGGGAUACUUCACCACUGGCAAGCAACUGACUGAUGAAGAAUUGGCUCAAGUCCGUGGGCGCGGCUGGGAGAAAUGGGAAGACAUCUCGCACUAA